UGUACAAGAAAGGCACCAUCUCAUUUUUUGGAGUCGCCACUACAACUUUCUUUUCAAAUAUCAAAAAUGUUUUUGGUCGUGGUUGGGUAUUGACAUGUUCUGAGACGUCUUUCAGCUGAGCAAAAAUGCAAGGUUGGCUAUGUUUGGGGUGGAGAGAAGUGCGUAUCAUUGAUGGACAAAGAGUUGCAUGAGAACCUGGCUUACAAAAGGAAGGCAUUCCAGAGCACGACAAGCAAGCGGUACAGUGGAGAAGCCUAUCGGGCGGUGGAUGGCGUGACCAGCAGUAAAUAUUCGGCCAAGUCCUGCACCCACACUGAGGUAGUCCCAAGCGCCAAAACACGGCAGUGGUGGAGUGUUGACCUUGGGACCAGGGCUACGGUUAAGGUGGUGAAGAUUACCAAUCGGGGUGACUGCUGCUGGACGCGGCUAAAGAAAUUCACCAUUGUAGUUUCGGGUGACGCACCCAAUAGCAAGACAUUCAAGGCGACGAAGGCUAACAUCUGCUUCUACGAGGAUAAAGCACUCACCAAGGGAGAAACCAAGUCAUUUACCUGUCUGACUGCAAUGAAAGGUCGGUUCGUCACCAUCAUCAAGCAAGACAAGGGCGUGCUGACCUUAUGCGAGGUUCAGGUCUUUGGCGAUAAGUUGCCAACGCCAAGCGAGAAAAAGAAAAAUCUCCGACUAGACUUGAUCAUCCUCAUCGAUGCAUCGAAAUACACUGGAAACGCACCAUUCCACAAGGCAAAAAAGUUGCUGUUCACACUCUUGGAUUCGUUCAAUGUUGGUCCACAAAGCAUCCUGAUUCGACUUAUACAUUACGCUUCCACUCCAAAGCUUUACGUCAUGAAUAGCCCAGCGGCUGUUGAAAACUACGUGAAGGUCAUCAAGGGUUUGAAAUACCUCGGGACGCUACCGAGUAUGCCAAAGGCGUUAGCUGAGGUUGAGAAGCUUUUGAAGAACAAGAAAAACUGGCGUAAGGGUGUCCCAAAGGCUGGUUUCUGCCUAGGAGCCUGCACAGCCUCGGUGACGGAUAGCAAAGCAACAAUCAGGACACUGGCUGGGAUAUAUCGAAUGAAUCUCCGUUUGUACGCGUCCCUCAUCGGUGAUGACCUCAACCACCAGUUGAAGCAUGAUAUCUACUUCCCUCAACAUAUGCUGGUGUUGUCUCUGUGGAACAAGGCAGAGCUCAAAGCCAAGGCAAUUCCAUGGAUCAACUCAAUGGCUUCAGACGGCAAAUGUGCAUGGGGAAAGGUUUACCGUUCAAGUAAAUGCUAUCAGGUGGCAUGCCACAAAGGAUGGGUAUGGAACAAGAUGAUGUGCGUCCGACUCCGAGAUUUAAAGGCCCCCUUGAAGAAACCGAUCGUGUAUCACUUGUCACCAGUUAAAGAACUUAGUCACAACCUUUUGCCUGGCCAAAAAAUUGCCCACGAGAUCAAAUCUCGAAAAACUGUGGUUCAUCACAUGGGGCCUACUGUUGCAGUCAUACAUCAACAGACCGGUGAACAGAAAUUGGUUCACGAGAAUUUACCUGGCAAGAAAUUGGUUCAUGGGCUCAAACCAGGCGUAAAAGUCAAUGAAACUUUAAAAGCUGGAAGAGAAGUGGUUCACCAUCUCAAACCUGGUGAAAAACUGGUCCAUCUUAAGCCUGGCGAGAAACCUGGCGAGAAGGUGACUGGUAAACCUGGCAAAGAAGGAGGAAAACUGGUCCAUCUUAAGCCUGGCGAGAAACCUGGCGAGAAGGUGACUGGUAAACCUGGCAAAGAAGGAGGUAAAGGCGUGAGGGCUGGUCGAGACGUGGUUCAUAAAGUCGGUAAGAAAGGAUCACCAGAAAAACUAAAAGUUGUGCUACACCAUACAAUGAAAAUGAAAGGUAUAUUGCAUCAUGGCCAGAUAAAAAAAGAUAUUCAUCAUGGAAGCUUACCAUCGAAGGCUGUAAUACACCAUGCAUUAAAGCUGAAAGGUGUGGUUCACCAUGGUCACAGGGAGAAAGUUAUCAUGCAUCAUAGCCGUGGAAAUAAAGUUUUGAUUCAUCAUCUGAUCGAAGCUGGCAGAGUUCUUCACCAUAAGGCUGGCGUUCAUGCAGGCCUUAUUCAGCAUGUUCAUACGAAGUCGGGGGUCCUUCAUCAUGGGCAUACAGCAAAAGGUGUUGUUCAUCAUAGAACGUCAGAGAAGGGGGUGCUCCUUCACGGAUCGUCAAAAAAUGGUGUCCUUCAUCACGCACAUUCAGAAGAAGGGGUUCUUCACCAUGGAAAAAAAACAAAAGAAAUUCUUCAUCAUGCAAAACCAGUUAAAGACAUUCUUCACCAUGGAAAAAAGACACAAGACAUUCUUCAUCAUGCAAAACCAGUUAAAGACAUUCUUCACCAUGGUAAAGUAGGAAAAGACAUUCUUCACCAUUCAAAACCGAAAAAAGACAUCCUUCAUCAAGAAGAAACAAAAGAGGACAUUCUUCAUCAUGGUACCAAGAAGAAAAACGUACUUCAGCACGUUCUCUUGAAGAAAGUGAUUCUUCACCACGGUAUACCGAGGGCUAAUGUUCUCCAUCAUGGUAAAUUCAUGCAAGGAGCACCUAAACUAGAGAUACUACAUCACGCAGUCUUAACGAAAGUUAUUAUAGCACAUGGUAAAAAAACUGUGAUGCCAACCUGCCCGGUGUCCAAUGACAAACUUAUGGAGAUGAAGGUUCCAGAGAAGUUAGUGGUGAAGGAUGUUGACAAAAAUGAACUGCAGAAGCUGAAACAUACAUUGGAGAAGGAGAAGGACAUGCCAAUUAAGGAGGUGGCGGAUCUGAUCAAGAAGACAAUGAAACCCAAACUUACACCUGCUGGCUGUCCGAAAGGAACUUUGUUUGGUAAAGGGGUUUGUUAUGUAUGCGUUCCACGAGAGCAUGCAUCGAGACGAGAGAAGGAACUCCUUGAGGUAAUGAGGAAGGAACGAAAAAGGUUGGCGGCAGAAGCCAAAACUCAGAGUAAGAAGAAGAAGAAACGAGUUAAACUAGCAGAUAUCAUUGCAACUAACAAGAAGCAGAACAGGGUUAAAAAGGCAGUCAGCAAACUCUUCAAGAAGCUCCAUGCAGGCAAAGAAAAGGGAAAGACGAAAAAGAUUGCUGUCCUGAAGAAAAUCCUUGCGGAAUCGAAAGGAAAAUUAGAUGAGAAGUCAAUAGAUAUCAUCAAUAAAUCAAUUCAGAAUAAGGAGACAGAUAAACAGAUAUUGCAGAAGUUGUCAGCUUAUAGGACUAGAAAGGUUACGGGAAAGAUGGAUUCAUCACUGAAUAUGAAGGUGAUCAGAAAGGAACUGUCCAAAAGCAAGGAAUUCAAAGCUUUGCCUGAGAAAAAGAAAGCUAAGGUUAUCGCCAAGAAGUUGUAUGCACGCCUGCAGGAAAAUAUAAAACUGUUAGCCAAAAAUCUAUCGAAGCAGAAGAAGCAUUUUGCAAGGAAUAUGGCAAUCGGUACAAACUCAGCCAAACUUGCUGCCAUAGAUGGUAAGAAGCUAAUGAAAGAGCUUGCAAAGAAACAAAAGAAUCUUCAUGCGGCUGCUAAGGCUAUGAAACGUGUUGUCAAGGUAGAAGCAACAGCAGUGCCGCACUGGGAAAUGCCAACUCUCAAACCUAAGGAAGGAACAAAGGCCUCAGAAUCUACCAUAAAAUCAAAGAAGCUAAGGAAAGUUGUUUCGCCUAAAAAUGCUGUUAAACUUAAGCAUCUAAAAAAAGUGCACUUCCCGAAGAGAAAAUCCACUGAUAAGUCCUUGAAAUCAAUUGCCAGGAUUAUUGAAAAGGAAGCAAAACUAAAAUCAAAGAUAAAACCUAGGCUCACGACUACUGAAGACAAGACUAUAUUCCAUAGCCUUCCGUCUAAUGUGGUUAUGCACCACAAAAAAUCGAAAACUAGCAAGAAACCUAAAUCACUAGCAUCUGAAAAGUCUGAGCCAAAGAGAGCUAAGCUUAAGUCCAUACACCAUACACUUCCAUCUAAUGUGGUUAUGCACCACACAAAACCGGGAACUAGCAAGAAACCUAAAUUACUAGCAUCUGAAAAGUCUGAGCCAAAGAGAGCUAAACAUAAGUCCAUACACCAUACACUUCCAUCUAAUGUGGUUAUGCACCACACAAAAACGGGAACUAGCAAGAAGCCUAAAUCACUAGCGUCUGAAAAGUCUGAGCCAAAGAGAGCUAAACUUAAGUCCAUACACCAUACACUUCCAUCUGAUGUGGUUAUGCACCACACAAAAACGGGAACUAGUAAAAAACCUAAGUCACUAGCAUCUGAAAAGUCCAGGCCAAAGAAAGCUAAACUUAAGUCCAUACACCAUACACUUCCAUCCAAUGUGGUUAUGCACCACACAAAAACGGGAACUAGCAAGAAACCUAAAUCACUAGCAUCUGAAAAGUCUGAGCCAAAGAGAGCUAAAAUUAAGUCCAUACACCAUACACUUCCAUCUAAUGUGGUUAUGCACCACACAAAAACGGGAACUAGUAAAAAACCUAAGUCAUUAGCAUCUGAAAAGUCCAGGCCAAAGAAAGCUAAACUUAAGUCCAUACACCAUACACUUCCAUCUAAUGUAGUCAUGGAUGAAACAAAAUCGGGAACUGAUAAGAAACCAUCGAUCGCAAUUAAAAAUAUCAAGACUAAAGAGAAACCUUCAGUUCUUAAGGGCACACCUAAACUACCAUCUACCAAGGAAUUGAAGAAACUGCUAGCAGCUGAAGAGGCUAAGCUAAGACAGAAACCAGAGUUGACGACAGAGGAGCCUGCAGCAGCCAAUGUAAAGGUAGUAACAUCACAACCACAGACUACAGAGAAACCUUCAAUUAUUAAGGGCACACCUAAACUACCAUCUAACAAGGAAUUGAAGAAACUGCUAGAUGCUGAAGAGGCUAAGCUAAGACAUAAAACAAAGUUGACGAGAAAGGAACCUAUAGUAGCCAAUGUAAAGGUAGCAACGUCGGAACCACAGACCACAGAGAAACCAUCAAUUUUCAAGGGCACACCUAAACUACCAUCUAACAAGGCAUUGAAGAAAUUGUUGAAAGCUGAAGAGGCUAAGCUAAGACAGAAACCAGAGUUGACGAAAAAGGAACCUAUAGUAGCCAAUGUAAAAGUAGCAACAUCGGAACCACAGACCACACAGAAACCUUUAAUUAUCAAGGGCACACCUAAACAACCAUCUAACAAGGCAUUGAAGAAACUGUUGAAAGCUGAAGAAGCUAAGCUAAGACAGAAACCAGAGUUGACGAGAAAGGAACCUAUAGUAGCCAAUGUAAAAGUAGCAACAUCGGAACCACAGACCACACAGAAACCUUUAAUUAUCAAGGGCACACCUAAACAACCAUCUAACAAGGCAUUGAAGAAACUGUUGAAAGCUGAAGAGGCUAAGCUAAAAGUAAAACCUGAGUCUGCUAAGAAACCUACAGUAGGAAAGCUAAACAUCAGACCAUCAGAAGCAUCGGCCCAGAAGAUAACGAGGGUUUUGUCUGAGGUGGCUGCAAAUAUGAAGGUCACUGCAGCGCCAGGGAUGGUAAAGUCGAAGAUUGAUCAAAAAAUAAAACUUAAAACUGCUUCUCACCAACUUCCCACAAAGGUUGUCAUGCAUCAUAUCAGGUUAAAAUCGGGAACUUCCAAGCAUCCUAAGGUGAAAUUGCUGAAAAAGGGCUUUGUGAAGAAGCCGAAGAUGACAGCUAAACCACCGUCAAAAAAAGUAUUGGCAAAACUAGUAAAGGCUGCCAAUGCUUCGGUUGAAACACCUGUCGGAACGACAUCGAAGAUUUCAUCCAAAAAGGUGAUGGCUCAUCUCUCGAUGGCUGCAAAGAGUUCAACGAUCAAACCAGGCAAGGUCACACCUCUAGUACCAUCUACUCCAGAAUUAGAAAAACUACUAAAGGACGCAGAAGCCCUUAAGGUGAAUGGAAAGAACGCAUCUAAAACACCAACCCAAAAAAUGACAGAUCAACUGGUGAAGGCAGCAAAUUGUACCACCACUGUAAAAACAGCCGUAACCACACCGAAAGCACCAACCACGAAGGAACUAGAUCAACUUUUGAAAGCUGCAGAGGGUACUAGCAAGAAACACACUAAAGACGCAUCAAAAACGUCAUCCAUAGAGACGACCAUUCGACUAUCAAAAGCUAUAAAGGGUACUACCAGGGAACCAGCUAUUAAGGUUGAACCAACUACACCAUCAACAGAGGAAAUAGGAAAACUAAUGAAACCAAUGAAGGCUGCUGAAGUUAUCAGCAAGCAGUCCAAUUUCCAACCAAAGGAAUCAUCUGAACAAGAUUUAGCCAAACUAAUAACCACUACGAAAGAAACUAGACAGAAACCUCCUAAGGUGUCACCAAAAGUACCAUCCGGACAAGACACAGCUAAGGUAAUGAAGGCUGCAGAGGAAACUGCCAAAAUCAAACACAUACAAGAGAAAUUAACAGCAAAGUCUACCAAACGACCAUCAUAUGUCAUAGUCAAAACAACAGUGCAAUCACCGAAAAUAGCUACCACUGCAACCAAUGCAAAGGUUACCUCCAAAGCUUCAGCGCCACCAAAGAUAACCCAGGUAAGGGAAAUUUCUGAAGAAUGGAAGAAGGCCGUUCGGUCUAAACACUCAACGACAAAGAAGGUCAUACGAAAAGCACCAGCUGUCAAGCUCAAGACGCCAGUUGCCUCAACACCAAAUGCGCACUCAAAGUCGGCAAAGAAGGAGUCUGCUUCCGAAGCCAUAAUGAAGGUUUUGGCAAAGUCAGGUAGAGGGGGCACAGUGAAACUCCCACAGUCUAAGACAACGCCAAAGGUACCGAUAGAGGAGUAUCUUGCUAAACUAUUGGCCAAAGCGACGACUACAAUCAGGACUCUGUCUGUAGGUAAAAAGCCAAAACCGAAGACUGCAUCGAAAUCGAAGAUGGUAGAACUACUGAAACAAACGAAGUCAUCUAGGAAACCUGCAUCAAAAAAGGAUUCAUCGUCAUUACCACAGGCAACAGAUAAUCCAUUGCCCACAAUGGCAAGUAAGGGCAAGGUUAGCACCACCGAGACCCUGGCCAGUGUGGUGAAGACCAAUGAACUGCUGUCUGGAAAAAAGGUCGAGAAAUUAUUAAGAAGUCAACCGAAGAAGAGUACGACAAGAUCGCCUACAAUAGACGCGGUUACCAAACCUACGGCAGCUGUCGCAGGAAAGCAAACUGACGCAACUAACGAUUUAGGAGGGCCUCCUUCCUUCGAUCACAUGGCAGAGAAAGAUAUACUGAAUGCACUUGAAGCAGGAGAUAAGACAAAAGGUACAGCCGAAGAAAAUAAGGAGAACCUUGAACCGCCUGACAUGAACAAAUUAGUGGCACAAGUCGAACACAAAUCCAAGAUACCCACAGCAAAGAAAACAAUCAAAAAGACUCCAAGCAUGGAACGAAUGACCAACAUCUAUGGGUUGGAGAAUGCAAGUUGGGGCAAAGGGCAAAAACCAGCUGCUUCUGCGAUUAGUAAAUCACUGCUGAAACAGCUUUCGGAUGAUGCUGGUGACAAGGUUAAGACUGUGGAUGCAGCUGGAAGAACAACGGGCCAGCCAACUGCAAAGAACGGAACCAAAAAGACCACAAAUAAAAGGAAGGGCUCGAAGGAGACUGCUAAGGCACGUUCUACGUCUGAUUUAGUUGUAGACCAGGAUCUUUUGAAACAAUUAUCGGGCGAGACAACAAAGAAACCACCAACUAGCACGAUGGUACCUGGCAAAGCAUCAUCUGCCAAAACAGAUGUUUUCAAAAGGUUAUCUACCCAUACUGAGAAGCUUAAAUCUCACACUAAAAAACUGAACCAACACACAACUUUAGGGAAGAACCUCCUUGAGCAAGCUUUGGCGACGAAGACGAAAGAGCAUAUCAAGACCUCUAUAAAACACACAGAAAAGACAGACAAGCUGAUCGGAAAAACAGAGAAACAAGUAGGUCUUGUGAAGAAAUUACUGAAACAAACAGAGAAACGCCCAAAUAAUACGGAAACCAAGAACGUAUUGGUCAAUACUAACACUACGAAGAAGCUUCUAAAGGACGCGAAGAAUCUAACGAAAUCCGGUAUAUUAGGACAAGGUGUGGGGUCGUCUGCCAAGUCUGACAUUAUCAAACAGUUGUCAACAAAUUCUGAAAAGCUCAAAUCCGAUACUGACACGCAUGGGAAACACACAACUUUAACUAAGAAAUUACUGAAACAGGUUUUGGCUACGAAGACAAAAAAGGAGAUCAAGUCUACCAUGAAACAGACGGAAAAGACAGGCAAGUUGAUUGGAAAAACUGAUAAACGAGUAGGUGUUUUGAAUAAGUUACUCAAACAGACUGAGGUGAAGAAAUCGGCAGGGGGACACUUGUUCGAAAAAGGUGCCGAUAAGUUGAGUACGAAACAGGUAGUGAAAGUGGCUAAAAGCAACCCAGUCAUUUCCAAACAGUUGCUGGAACGAGCAAAUAAGAACACGUCAAGCGGCGAAAGUUGGCAAACUGGCUCUAAGAAGGUUCGAGUGAAACAACAGGCUGCUACAGGUUUAAGUCUGCCGGUUGACGAUUUACGGAGGAUAAUUUCAGAUAGCAACAACAAAACGAAAGGUUCUACACCAUCCAAGAUACAAUUAAAGCAACAACUGAAGACCGCAAUUGGUACAAGUAAUAAGGAGAUCACAAGGAAAAAGUCAGUUACAGGUAGCGGUGUAGGCACGUGCCAAGACACAGAUGUUGCCUUCGUCCUCGACAGUUCAACUGGAGUAACCGAAAAGCAAUUCAAGACGGCCAAAGACUUUGUGAAAGCGAUAAUAGGAGACGGAGGCUUCACAUCGAGCAAAGACCGUAUGGCUUUGGUGCGGUACUCGUCCAAGGCUUACAUCAACUGGCAUGCUGGGUUUGACUGGUUCGACGACAAGAAGGAACUACACGAGGCCAUAGAUGAUCUACCUCGCGUGCCUGGUAACCGGGACACUGGCGCAGCCCUUGAUGUUGUACGGAGCAGACUAUUCACAAAAUUAGGCGGAAUGAGAAAAAGGUCCAAAAAGGUCGCCGUUAUCAUAACCAAUGGUGAUACCAAUGACCAACCCAUUUUCGAGAAAGAAGCCAAGGCCUUGAAAAGUAUGGAAGUCGAUAUCUACGCAAUAGCCAUCGGGAAGGGUGUAACGCUGGACAAACUGAAGACUGCCGUAUCUGCUAGUGGGAAACGUCACGUGUUUGCUGUCGACAAGUAUCGGAAUUUGUCUAAAGUCAUGCAACCCUUCCAAGAGGCGACAUGUAUAGGAGUAGAAAAGCUACCAGGAGGUUAGGAAGUGUAUCCAAGAACUACUGGAAAACUCUCGCCCUAAACGAACUGUACAAACUGUCAAAGAGAGACUUUAUUUCUUUACUUAGUUAUAGAUUUUAGCAUUUGGUGAAUGGCAUAGUGUAAGAAGUCGUGAGUAAAUAAAAAUGCCAAUGGGAUAUCAUAUCAGGCUAUAUAAAUUA
This is a messenger RNA of Lineus longissimus, 9451 nucleotides long. RefSeq lists its product as uncharacterized. The coding region runs from base 172 to 9273 and encodes 3033 amino acids. The record is from RefSeq and is a predicted model, not a curated record. NCBI's taxonomy places the organism in Eukaryota, Metazoa, Nemertea, Pilidiophora, Heteronemertea, Lineidae. The transcript is spliced from 23 exons.